Homarus americanus (American lobster) is the source of this 844-nucleotide messenger RNA. Its product is annotated as larval cuticle protein LCP-17-like. Gene Ontology annotation, cellular component: chitin-based extracellular matrix. The transcript has 4 exons. The record is from RefSeq and is a predicted model, not a curated record. NCBI's taxonomy places the organism in Eukaryota, Metazoa, Arthropoda, Malacostraca, Decapoda, Nephropidae. Gene Ontology annotation, molecular function: structural constituent of chitin-based larval cuticle. The coding region runs from base 16 to 702 and encodes 228 amino acids.
GAAUGAUUUACAUAAAUGUCUCUGAGAUACAGAGAUGGGAAGGGCAGGGAAUCGGUGAAGGGCAAAUCAGGGUUGACCAAGGGCGUCUCCUCGCCUGGGUCAGUACCGAGAAGACCUGGUGGGUCACCACUAUAUAAGCUCCAGGGACCAUCUCCAGGCCAUCAGUUUGAGACGACGAACACCACCAUGAAGUUCAUGAUCCUCGCCGCCGUGGCCUCCCUGGCUGUCGCCGCCCCCCAGUACACCCUCCCUGAGCCCAGCUACGUCGCCCCCGCUGCCUCCAGCAGGGCUGUCUCCAUCGACAGUGUGGAGGUUAUACCUAUCCUCAGGGACGACCGCGUCCACGAGGAAGAUGGAAGGUACAGCGUCGACUUAGAAACUGGCAACGGCAUCGUUAUGUCCCAGUCUGGCUCUCCUGAUGGUCCAGAGGGCGCUGUGGUUAAGGCUGGUCAAUACUCCUACACUGCUCCUGACGGCACUCUGGUGGAGGUGAAGUACGUCGCCGACGAGAACGGCUUCCAGCCCCAGUCUGACGUGCUGCCAGUGGCUCCCGCCUUCCCCCACCCAAUCCCCCAGUUCGUGCUGGACCAGAUCGCCUUCGCUGCUGAGGAGGACGCUGCCCGCGCCCGCGCUGAGGUUGCUGAAGUCAGGGCCUCUGCCUCUGCCCCUGCCCCAUCCCGGUCUUAUGGUCAACCCCAGUAAAUAUCCCUUGACGUCAUGUAAUCGACUUAUGAAUCUUCGCUGACUUUUACUUAUUUAUUGUCUGUAUUUAUAUAUAUACGAGUAUGUUAAGUGAAGUGUAAAUAAGAUGGUGUUCUUUAUGAAUAUAUGCAUUCAUACCUGA